Messenger RNA from Eremothecium gossypii ATCC 10895, 825 nucleotides. RefSeq names its product AFR531Wp. Gene Ontology annotation, cellular component: nucleus. Gene Ontology annotation, biological process: regulation of transcription by RNA polymerase II. The transcript has a single exon. Bases 1 to 825 code for a protein of 274 amino acids. Gene Ontology annotation, molecular function: DNA-binding transcription factor activity, RNA polymerase II-specific; RNA polymerase II cis-regulatory region sequence-specific DNA binding. NCBI's taxonomy places the organism in Eukaryota, Fungi, Ascomycota, Saccharomycetes, Saccharomycetales, Saccharomycetaceae. The record is from RefSeq and is marked provisional.
AUGGGGUACAUUCAAUUCCACGGCGUCUACCUACCGGAGGACAACGUGGUGUCACUGGGUGUGCUGAGCAAACAUCUGCAACGGCAACAAGAGUUCACCGGGCAGCCCGGGCGGCAGCACAACCUGCAGAUAGGCGGGCAAGGCAAGGACGAAGAGGCUAACAUGGCGCAGCUAUGGGACGUGCUCAUGGGCAAUGACGGGCUGCCUGCAGGCGCGGAGGUUCAGCCGCUGCGCGCGGCGGAGGUGCCCACGCUGCGGUGCUCUCCCGAGCCGUCAUCCCUGGAGGAGGACAUGCAGGGCCAGUUCCAGUACAAGGACCUGAUCUCUGUGCAUCUGUCGCCAUGCACGCAGGACGAGCAGGCGUCCGGGGACUCCAGCGACGCGCCCCAGAUCUCGGAAACACCCGUGGACGUCGCGGUCGAGGCCCCCGCGCAGUCUCCCACGUUCGCGCGCGAUAGCGCCGUCUACAGGUGCUCAUACUGCCCCUCCAACUUCAAGGUCCGCGGCUACCUCACCCGACACCUGAAGAAACACAUGCCCUACAAGGACUUCCGCUGUCCCUACUGGUCCGAGGACUGCCGCUGCCACAGCUCCGGCGAGUUCUCGCGCAAGGAUACCUUCCGCACCCACCUCAAGUCCAUUCACUUCGUCUACCCGGUCGGGACUACGAAGGCCCAGCGCAACAAUUCUGUUGGCCGCUGCGCCGCCUGCUACGAGCAGUUCAACAACAACAAGGACUGGCUCAAAUACCACAUCGACGCCGGAAGAUGCACGGAAUUCAAGCUCAGGCAGGACGAAAAGACCCACGUCUAUGGCACUUUUUGA